Molecule: messenger RNA, 3995 nt
Organism: Ostrea edulis (European flat oyster)
Lineage: Eukaryota; Metazoa; Mollusca; Bivalvia; Ostreida; Ostreidae
Product: E3 ubiquitin-protein ligase znrf3-like
Exons: 10
Coding region: 159-2663 (834 amino acids)
Biological process (GO): ubiquitin-dependent protein catabolic process
Molecular function (GO): ubiquitin protein ligase activity
Source: RefSeq, a predicted model, not a curated record
ACGUGAUAUAUACUGAAAAGUCUCUUUGAUAUACCGCCAUAGUUGUGUAUUAAGAACGGAUUAGCACGAGUUACCGAUAGUAUAUUGCCGAUUUGUUCCUUCAAACUUCAGAUUUAUCGCCAAAAUAUGUCUGAGGAAGUAGAAACCGACGUUUUACGAUGAUUGCAUGUGUUUUUCUUUUGAGUAUCCUAUUUUCACAUGUUACUGGAAAGGAUAAAGCGCUAUUGGAUAUAGUUAUGCAUAAAAGUGAUCGCAAUGGAGAAUACACCACCGAGGUAGAAAAGCUGCUUGGACAUUUUACCACAGCAGGCUCCAUGGUCAGUGCUGAGGGACAGGUUUUCCAGAUCCACCCCUUGAGUAUCUGCAGCAAUGAACUCAACACAGAGAAAUUUGAUUAUGGAUGGGUCGGUGUAAUGAGACUGGAACAAAUGGACACACAAUGCAUGUCACUUUUUCAACAGGCCAUGAAAGCCAUAAGGAAUGGUGCCACUGCUGUUAUAUUUGACAUCUCUGAAGUACCACAGGCUGCUAGACAGUUGGAAAAGACACCAGAGAUGCAGUUGGAUAGACCAGUAAUAAUAAUACAGGGGGCCCACGCAAAGAAACUGAUGAACAUCAUCCGCACAGUCCAUGAUGCCAGGGCUAGAAUCAGAUCUAAGCAUGUGGAAAUUAAUUCGAGCAAUAACAAAGAAUACUUUGAUAUGUGGAUAUUUGUGGCAGUGUUCGUCUUUGUCUGUUUCGCCAUUGUGAUUAUAGUUAUUAAGAUUAAAUGGAAACACAGGGAAAAUCAGGUAUCGAUGCCAGAAUUGGCCAAAAGAGCAAUAUCAAAGUUAGAGACCAGAAAAUACAAGUUCCCCUCCCCUGAAGUGGUGAGAGUUCCCUCCCCUGUUUCAGAUGUCUACAGCUCUGGGUCGGGACUGGAGCAGUGUGCAAUAUGUCUGGAGGAAUACAAAGAAAGCCAGAUUUUACGAGUCAUGCCAUGUUCACACGAGUUUCAUAGAGACUGUGUUGACCCUUGGCUGGUCGCCAACAGAACCUGUCCACUCUGCAUGUUUAAUAUUGUCGCCAACGACACUGCUGAGCAGCCGGUUCGUUCCAGCGAAAGACCAGACAAUCAGCCUACGACUCUUUAUGAUCCCAUUCCUCAGCAUGUUAAUCUUCAAAGAAAUCCAAUGUUUGAUGUCUAUCAGCAACUGUCACACCCAAGUUACCUCCAAUAUAUGCAGCCUAGUAUCUCUGGCGACCAGAAUCAGAGAGCCCUCACAACCCGAACUGGAAUUCGUAGAAAACCAUCUGUUCCAAUCCAUAAUGGCUGUCCUUCCUGUGAAGGGACUGUUGGAGCUUCUCCAUCUUCAGGGAACUUUUACUUGAGAGAAUACUGUCCAGCAUUCUCUAAACCUUGUUUUCAGAGGCCUUGUGUAUACCAUAAUUAUCCCAAAUACUCAAAACAAACAUAUCAUCACAAGCACUGUUGUUAUAGAUACAUGGAAAAAGGGUUAGUUUUUCACUGUUCUCAAUCAACACAUCAAAUUCAUCACUGUUCAUUUCCUAAGUGUUCGUCUUCUUACAAUCACCGGAAAGCAUGCUAUCAGCACCAUAGGAAGAGCUUAUAUGACUACAGCAGGAACAAGGUCUGUCCUUACCGGUGUCCUCAUUGGAGGCUCUCUGCCAAAGCGGGCGAAAGUGAUUCAGAAAGUUCCACUGCCGACAGUGGAAAGAAUGUUAGUAUCAUGGCUGUGUAUGGCAGCUGUAGCAGUACAGAUAGUUCCCAAAGAAAUCCAAGUGUGGACAGUUUGGAGCAUGAAGUGUGUCGGUUUUGUAAUCCACUGGAUAGCAAUCAUUCAACAUACGGAAGUAGUGACCCAAGGGAAAUGACAGAUAGCAGUAGUUAUGACUCUAAUGUAUUUGCUCCAAUAGAUCAGACCAAUAGCAGUUCCUUCCCCUGUCCUGUGGAAGCGGUGCACAUAGAGAGAGACAGUGGCAGUCAUGUGCAGGGCAAAUCUAUCCUGGAGACAAUGACAACUACACAGUGCUUAAAUUUUAAUCCCGAGUGGGAAAAUGAAAAUAUGUGUAGUUGUACUUCUAGUAACAAUGAAGGGGACGACCAUUCCAAAGAGAGUGACUCGACAUUAAAUCUGAGUGAAAUUGGUGGUGCAUGUCCCAGUCUGACGAGUUCCAUAAACACUUUGGAUGGAGCUCCACUACUUUGUCAUUGUGAUUCUUCCGAUCUCUCGUUAAGCGAGAUUUCUGGAAUUAGUGCAUAUAUUAGUACUGAAAACCUUUACUCUGAAACUAGUCAUACUCUAACAAAUGAACCCUUGAUACCAAAGACUGAGAAACCUGAGGACCAUAAAGCAUGGUCUGUUUCUUGUGAAAAUUUAGCUUCUGUAUCACAAAGUGAACAUCCAUGCCCAUCAUUGAAUUACAUGAGAUUGCACAAUACUUUCAGCAUGUGUUCAGCUGAACAAACUUCUGGCUGUGAUCAAGUUGUUAAUCCUAACUACACAGGCUACACAGAGACAACCAGUCAAUUUUCACUAGGGAACCAGUUUCAAACCAGUUCCCAGUCUAGUUUGCCAAAGCAGUCCAUGGUGAUAUACUCUGAACCAGAAGGAAUUUGCAAAGUGUCAACAGAACUUUUCCAUCCGCAGGAUUUGUUGUAGGAAAUCUCUUCAACUGUGAACAAUUUCAUGCAAUUUAAAAGUUUAAUGUGAAGCGAGACACUAUAAGCCAUUUGAAUGAAUACUGGACUAUAUAUAAAAGUAUAUACUCAACAGUGUUCACAAGUCACUUGUUCCAAUACUCUUAAUAAGCUUACUGCUGUCAAAUUUAGAAGAAAAAAGUGAAAAAUCAUGAUAUUACAGAUUUCACUGCCCAUUUUAGUAAGCAUGCUGUCCAGUUUGCAACAAUCUUCCUGCAAGAGAGACUAAACGUGUGGACUGCAUGUAUAUUUAUAUAAAAAAAACAUAUUUCUGUUGAUAUAUGAAUCGUUAGUGUUUUGCAUUUAUUACAUGUAGAAAUCAACAUCAAACUCUCUGCUUACCAUGUACCUACCUCUUGUAUUGUACGACAAUACUCUUUGUCCCUGUCAUUUCCAUACAAGGCCAGUAACACUCAUUUGUUUAACUAAAACAUCCAGUUCAUGUUCCUGUACAGUAUUCUCCUACAGGGUCCCAAUGACUAACUAUCAAGAAAUUGUAAUAAUACUUUCACUCGUCCGUCUGCAUAAUCUGGGAUUUUCGUUCAUAUUUAUUUGUGGUUUUUUUUGGAUUAUCGCAUAUCAACAGCCAUUGUGAUACUAGUAUGAUGACAAAACAAUUUCAUUUAUUGUCAAAUCAGGUUGUAGUAUCCAUAGUUUUAAGUAAAGCAAGCAUUCGCCAGAUUUGGCCGUAGACUUGCAGACAUUUUGUUUAAACAUAAUGGAGACAACUCAAUGUAACAAUAUUGUGUACUUGCCAUUUCAUCUGUUGUUUACAGAAGGCACUUCGCUGUGCAUUAUUUUUUAACAGGGAUGAAAAAAAUUAACCCAAUAUCUGACCAAACUUGUGGGUAAAUAAAAUGCUUGUCCUUAAAGUUUGGUACGUUAGCUCUUGCUUGUUAAAUUACUUUUGUUUAAUGUUUAUGAAUCUACGCAUAAAAUUUGUACAGAUAAUUUUUUUCUCACAGAAUUUCCAAAGUAUUUACUUGUAGCAUUGAAAUGCUUUACAAAUGCCUGUGAAACAGAUAGGGGCAUCUUGUGUACACACAAAGUAUGCAAGUUCUUUCUUUAACAGUAAAUCCAUGUAAUGAAAUCCAUGUAAUGCAUUUCCCCCACGUCAAAUCCAUGCAAGUCAUGGCAAUGAUAAAGUAUGUAUUAUGCCUAUCAAUUUGUUUGUUUAAAAUUCACAAAUGUUAAAAACCAUUAAGAUAUUGUAUUUUUUAUUUCAUGCAAUACAACAUUGUGUAAAUAUGUUUAUGAUUUACAUAAUGCAAUAAAAUACCAAGUUUAAUGAAAA